AUGAGAAGCAUUUGUGAUCUGUGCAUGGUGACCAGAUCAUUGACAUUAAGGCACUGUCACAAGGUUGUCAUUGUCAUAGACGGGAACGUAAACCAAUUGACAGUGACAGUGACAGGAGGAGGACGUUCGCUACGAGGAAGCUGGUUAGACAAGAUCAAAGAAUACGGCGGUGGGUUUAAAGAGGAAACAGCUGACAGCGGAAGGUCUCUGAAAGAAACAGCUGACAGCGGAUGGUCUCUGAAAGAAACAGUUGACAGCGGAAGGUCUCUGAAAGAAACAGCUGACAGCGGAUGGUCUCUGAAAGAAACAGCUGACAGCGGAAGGUCUCUGAAAGAAACAGCUGACAGCGGAAGGUCUCUGAAAGAAACAGCUGACAGCGGAAGGUCUCUGAAAGAAACAGCUGACAGCGGAAGGUCUCUGAAAGAAACAGCUGACAGCGGAUGGUCUCUGAAAGAAACAACUGACAGCGGAAGGUCUCUGAAAGAAACAGCUGACAGCGGAUGGUCUCUGAAAGAAACAGCUGACAGCGGAAGGUCUCUGAAAGAAACAACUGACAGCGGAAGGUCUCUGAAAGAAACAACUGACAGCGGAUGGUCUCUGAAAGAAACAACUGACAGCGGAAGGUCUCUGAAAGAGACAACUGACAGCGGAUGGUCUCUGAAAGAAACAACUGACAGCGGAUGGUCUCUGAAAGAAACAACUGACAGCGGAUGGUCUCUGAAAGAAACAACUGACAGCGGAAGGUCUCUGAAAGAAACAACUGACAGCGGAAGGUCUCUGAAAGAAACAACUGACAGCGGAAGGUCUCUGAAAGAAACAACUGACAGCGGAAGGUCUCUGAAAGAAACAACUGACAGCGGAAGGUCUCUGAAAGAAACAACUGACAGCGGAAGGUCUCUGAAAGAAACACCUGACAGCGGAUGGUCUCUGAAAGAAACAGCUGACAGCGGAAGGUCUCUGAAAGAAACAGCUGACAGCGGAUGGUCUCUGAAAGAAACAGCUGACAGCGGAAGGUCUCUGAAAGAAACAGCUGACAGCGGAUGGUCUCUGAAAGAAACAGCUGACAGCGGAUGGUCUCUGAAAGAAACAGCUGACAGCGGAUGGUCUCUGAAAGAAACAGCUGACAGCGGAUGGUCUCUGAAAGAAACAGCUGACAGCGGAUGGUCUCUGAAAGAAACAGCUGACAGCGGAUGGUCUCUGAAAGAAACAGCUGACAGCGGAAGGUCUCUGAAAGAAACAGCUGACAGCGGAAGGUCUCUGAAAGAAACAGCUGACAGCGGAUGGUCUCUGAAAGAAACAGCUGACAGCGGAUGGUCUCUGAAAGAAACAGCUGACAGCGGAAGGUCUCUGAAAGAAACAGCUGACAGCGGAAGGUCUCUGAAAGAAACACCUGACAGCGGAUGGUCUCUGAAAGAAACAGCUGACAGCGGAUGGUCUCUGAAAGAAACAGCUGACAGCGGAUGGUCUCUGAAAGAAACAGCUGACAGCGGAAGGUCUCUGAAAGAAACAGCUGACAGCGGAAGGUCUCUGAAAGAAUCAACUGGAAAGACCUCAUGA
This is a messenger RNA of Biomphalaria glabrata, 1557 nucleotides long. RefSeq lists its product as uncharacterized. NCBI's taxonomy places the organism in Eukaryota, Metazoa, Mollusca, Gastropoda, Planorbidae. The transcript has 3 exons. The record is from RefSeq and is a predicted model, not a curated record. Bases 1 to 1557 code for a protein of 518 amino acids.